Choloepus didactylus (southern two-toed sloth) is the source of this 1005-nucleotide messenger RNA. RefSeq names its product SNAP associated protein (gene SNAPIN). Gene Ontology annotation, biological process: endosome to lysosome transport; lysosome organization; lysosome localization. Lineage: Eukaryota; Metazoa; Chordata; Mammalia; Pilosa; Megalonychidae. Bases 36 to 443 code for a protein of 135 amino acids. The record is from RefSeq and is a predicted model, not a curated record. Gene Ontology annotation, cellular component: BORC complex; BLOC-1 complex; synaptic vesicle. The transcript has 4 exons. Gene Ontology annotation, molecular function: SNARE binding.
UUCGCGGCAGGUUCCGGGCAUUAGGACAGUUCGUGAUGGCGGGGGCUGGUUCUGCUGCUGUGUCUGGGGCGGGGACCCCGGUGGCGGGGCCCACAGGCCGCGACCUCUUCGCCGAGGGGCUGCUAGAGUUUCUGAGACCCGCUGUGCAACAGCUAGACUCUCAUGUCCACUCGGUCAGAGAGAGCCAGGUAGAGCUUCGGGAACAAAUUGACAACCUAGCUACAGAAUUGUGCCACAUCAAUGAGGACCAGAAGGUGACCCUAGAUCUCGACCCUUAUGUGAAGAAGCUCCUUAAUGCCCGACGAAGAGUUGUGUUGGUCAACAACAUUCUACAGAAUGCCCAGGAACGGCUGAGACGUCUAAACCACAGUGUUGCCAAGGAAACAGCCCGCAGGAGGGCAAUGCUGGAUUCAGUUUACCCACCUGGUUCCCCAAGCAAGUAACAGGCCAGAAGAUGAUCUGGACCUGUGGCCUCAAAAUAGCACAAGUACUGUUCCCCAGCUGCCUUGUUUCAGCAGUCAUGAGAUAACUCCGAGAGACAUUUUUAUCUUAAUCCCUUGGGACAUCAAAAAAGGAGCCCUAGCAUUUGCAUUCAAAGGAACCAUUUGUGUGGACCCCAAGAAACCAAUGUACAGCUGGACUUAGAGGAUCCCAAAGGACUUAAGACUUUAAUUAUGGCUCUUGCUUCCUUCCAAGAAUGCGCUGAGACCUCUACAUUUGAUUUUUAAAAGCUGCAUACUCAAAGACCCACCUCCUCUCUCUUCCUCAGGCCUAAUUAACCAGGAAGGGCUUCCUGUCAUGUGCCUGGUUGUUGGGGGUCUGGGCAGCAUGUCCUUUACCUUUGACUUCUCAUUUUCCUUUGUUUACACUGAGGAUUUGGAGGAGAGAGCAGGCAAAGUCAAGGUGAUUGACUCCUGUCACCCUCUCGUUGAUUGCACUGGCUUGAAUAUAGUAGCAGUGUUGCAAGAAACAAUUCAAUAAAUGCUUCAACAGUAUUCUAGUUUA